GGGCCUCAGGCGCUCCCCCGGCCCAGCCGAGGCUCAGGCUGGAGCGUCCUGCUGCAACUGCUAAACAAAAUCAAGUAAAGCUGUACGGAGCUGCACUUCAGCUGUGUCCAGCUGCCUUCCUAAACCCAGAGCAGUGCUGUGAAGUUAAGAUUUGAGAGGGCCCACAGCAGCUUCUCUUCUUGAUGGAACACAUGUGGAGAGUUCUAGUUUUCCUUUAGAACACUUGCACUGCAGAAACUGUGAAGAAGAGCUGUGAAGAUACCAGCAAUACCUGCCAGCUUUUAAUCUUGUCCCAGAGAUGUCGAAAUUCAUCAAAGUUUAUCUUCCCUGAGCCAUCUGUCUGUGAUGCAAACAUUCAGGCUUUCUGGGAUAUAUAGAUCAGAGCAAAUAAAUACAAACCUUGUAUGUUUUGAAGGCAAAUUGAUCUGCAUACCAUUUUCGCACUUCAGGAUUGGUGAAAUCCAGGUAUACGAGGGAUCAACCUUAAUAUGAGGAUCUACGAUGACCACAAGCUGCCAGAAAAUAAGAAAAGUAAACCACAUAAUUAGCAUCAGCUGUGCUUAAUAAAACAGCAAGAGUUCACUUCUGAUAAAAGGCAAAGAAUGACUUCAUCUCAGGGGAAGAAGUUUAGCUUUGGGAAGAUUCUCUUCAGCAACACCACCAUUUUCCUGAGAUUUGAAGGAGAUGAAAAAGCUUGUGAACCUUCCCAGGGUUUCAAUGUAACUUGGUACUUAAGAUACUCUGACUGCUACAAUGAAGUCUUCAACUUUGGGGAUGAACAAGCAGAUAACUACUUUGGGACUACAGCUGAAGAGCAUCCGGGUUGGUCAGGAUACUAUGCCACUGCUUCUCUCCUCUUUCCAAACUGCUCUGAGCUCUUCAGGCCUCAGAUUUUCUAUAAAGAAUUCGUUCAUCCAGAGCCUCUCUCACCCGAGAAACAAGAGGGCUUAAAGGAUAAGAAGGAGAGUGCAGGAAAUCACACGAUGGUGACAGAUAAAACUGCAAUGAAUGCUGUUAUCAAAACUUGGCGAGAUGGGCCAUAUAUCUUUAUUGUGCAAAUUGCACUUACAAAUGCAAAGGAUUCUACUGCCAGACUGAAAAGAACUGAGAGAACAACACCUUCCUCAUAUCAGAACAAGCUCUUUACAAUGACAGUAGAACUGAAGGGGCCGUAUGAAUAUCUUUCACUUGCAGACUACCCUCUGAUGAUUUUUUUCAUGGUGAUGUGUAUUGUGUACGUAUUCUUCGGGGUUCUGUGGCUUGCGUGGUCAGCCUGUUACUGGCGGGAUCUGCUGAGGAUCCAGUUCUGGAUUGGGGCUGUUAUUUUCCUGGGAAUGCUCGAGAAAGCCGUUUUCUACGCCGAGUUCCAGAACAUCCGCUACACGGGCGAAUCCGUUCAAGGAGCAGUAAUACUGGCAGAACUUCUUUCUGCUGUCAAGCGCUCGUUGGCUCGGACUCUGGUCAUCAUAGUCAGCCUGGGAUAUGGGAUAGUCAAACCUCGCCUUGGAGUGACUCUUCACAAAGUAGUUAUGGCUGGAGCCCUUUAUCUGUUAUUUUCUGGCAUGGAAGGUGUUCUUAGAGUCACAGGGUUUUUCUAUGACACUCUGGCUCUGAUAGCAAACUUGGCCCUGUCCAUGAUUGAUGCCUGUAUUAUUUUGUGGAUAUUCAUCAGUUUAACUCAAACAAUGAAGCUGCUAAAACUUCGAAGGAAUGUUGUGAAACUCUCUUUGUAUCGGCACUUCACCAACACACUCAUCUUGGCAGUAGCAGCAUCUAUUGUAUUCAUCAUCUGGACAACCAUGAAGUUCAGGCUGGUGGACUGUCAGUCGGACUGGCAAGAGCUAUGGGUGGAUGAUGCCAUCUGGCGUUUAUUGUUUUCAAUGAUCCUUUUUGUCAUCAUGAUUCUGUGGAGACCAUCUGCUAACAACCAAAGGUUUGCUUUCUCACCACUGUCAGAAGAGGAGGAUGAUGAUGAACAGAAAGAGCCAAUGUUAAAAGAAAGCUUUGAGGGAAUGAAAAUGAGAAGUACAAAGCAAGAACCAAAUGGGAAUGUAAAAGCAAACAAAGUUCAAGAGGAUGACCUGAAGUGGGUAGAGGAGAACGUUCCUUCAUCAGUGACAGAUGUGGCUCUUCCAGCUCUUCUGGAUUCAGACGAGGAAAGAAUGAUUACCCACUUCGAAAGGUCCAAAAUGGAAUGAAGGAGUAGCUUUUUGCUCUUGGAAGUGGAGACACCUCUUUUAAAGUUGCUUGGUGGAGCAAGUGCACCCUGCUGAUUUGUCUCUUGAUCUCAGCCUUGAAAGUUUGAUGCUUUAAUGUCAUGGAGGGUGUCUUGCUGUGGAAGAAGUUCACAAGGACAUUAUAAACCUUUUGGAAAUUUGAAUUUAAAGUUGCUGCAAGUUUGGAUUUUUAAGCAAUUGACGUGUACUAUUCCAGCACCUUCUGUAACUUUUCAAAUAUUUAAUCUGUGAAACUAAAAUUCCUAAUGUCUGCUUGAGGAGUUUAUAUUUCGAUGUUACAAUUGACACUUAGAGGUGAACUGCCUGUACCUUUUUGGGGGGAGGGUGGGGACAGAUAGAAAAAAGCACUGAAGAAACAGACCCAUUUUUCUGGUAGAUAACAGCUGCUGUUGUGUGUCAUGUGUUCAACAUGCAUGAAAGAGUUUUAGAGAGAAGCUCCUGUUGAUGAAGAAAAUGAAGAUGGCAGAAAGGAAAUAUUUGGAAUAGUUACAGUGAUAUGAGUUUUU
Molecule: messenger RNA, 2743 nt
Organism: Passer domesticus (house sparrow)
Lineage: Eukaryota; Metazoa; Chordata; Aves; Passeriformes; Passeridae
Gene: TMEM87A
Product: transmembrane protein 87A
Exons: 23
Coding region: 603-2198 (531 amino acids)
Biological process (GO): retrograde transport, endosome to Golgi
Cellular component (GO): Golgi cisterna membrane; Golgi apparatus
Source: RefSeq, a predicted model, not a curated record